AAAUUUUCCAGCAUAUGUACAUACAGAAGAGUACGCUUUCAUAGUAUGAGGUUGCGGUGAACCCUUGAUUUAGACUGGUGCCACUAUACGCAGAUCGCAGCUAUAAUAUAAAUUUGAAAGGGUACCCGCCGGUGUUUUUUUAGGAGAAAGUUUAUUAUUUAGCAAGUAGUCAUACUCAUAGGUCUACAUGUCACAGAGCUAGUAGAAAGAACACUAUUUUUACAUCAGAAAAACUAUAAUUGUUCAAAAUGCCACCUCCACAAAAAGACAGAUGUAUAGCCGUUAUGGGCUUCAGAUCUGUUGGGAAAUCAUCAUUGACCAUACAGUUUGUGGAGAAUCAGUUUGUGGAUGCCUAUGACCCAACCAUUGAAAACACAUUUGAAAAAAUGAUCAAACUUGGAACUCAAGAAUACAAACUAAAGAUCGUAGACACGGCCGGCCAGGAUGAGUACUCCAUCUUCCCUCAGUCUCUGACCUUCACAAUACAUGGUUAUGUCCUUGUUUAUACUGUCACAUCGCAAAAAAGUUUUGAUGUAGUAAAAAUUAUAUAUGAGAAGCUGUUGGAUACCACAGGUAAUGUCAAUGUUCCCGUUGUUCUUGUUGGCAACAAGAAAGAUCUCCAUAUGGAAAGGGUUAUAUCCACCGCAGAAGGGAGGGAAUUAGCCAACUCAUGGAAUGCUAACUUCAUUGAGUCUUCAGCAAAGCAGAACGAGAGUGUAGUGGACAUCUUCAAGACAUUAUUACAGAUUAUCGAGAAGAAAGAUGGAGGUACACAAAAGAAAGACAACGAUUGUGUUCUUCUGUGACCAUGUCUUUACAAAAGUACCUCAUCUACCAGCAAUAAAAGGUGCACUGUCAUAUUUUUAAUCUUGUAUUACUACUAGUUGUAUCAGUAAAAAAAACAGCUUUUGACCAAUCAUGAGCUGUCCUACAUUUUUAACUGUUCCAACACUAUAUUAGAGGCUAGUAGUGAAAUGAAUUGGGUUUGUAUAAAUGAAAUCGCGUAAAUGCUUCAUGUAAGAAUAUAAAAAAAACAUAAGAGGCAGCGCACACACUUGAAACAAUUGGAGUGAAAGCAUCAGCUCCAUUUCAAACCUGUGAUAUGUGAUACUUGUGAUAUUUGAAUAGUUCACCUCUACAUUAAAACAAAGGUCCAAGGAAAUGACGUAAUGUUUAACACGGAUGUAAAUGUACAGUAUAUGCAGGCCUUCAUUGACAUGUAAUCCAAUAAUGUAACAGGUCUUCCAAAAUAGUCUCAGGCCUGAACAGGCAAAGUAGUGACUCCAUCCUAAUGAGUGCCCGAAUUGCAAAAUGGGACCAAGCAUUGGUCAGCUUUCACAGUGCAUUUUCUUAUUUAAUUACAUACUACUUCUGACUUUGCCCUAAGCACACCCCUGGGCCUGCCUUUUGUUGUGAAAUAAUAACAACAUCAUUAAUUUUAUUCUUUUCUUUACCCUUAAAGGAAAACUUUCGUCUGGAAUGCUUCAAAUAACAGUUUGAAUCCUAAAAAAGUAGAAAAUAAACUUUCACACAUUGCAAAUGUGCAGUUUUCAUGUAGUUGUCGCUCAAAGGAAUUCAUGGGUUUAAGAUUUUGCUCCUCAAUAAUCGAAACUGUUAGAAAUGCUAGUCAUCACUUGAGUCCCACAUGUUCUUUUGAAAACGUAAAUAAAUGUAUGUGCGCUAGGAUCGCCAUGAUCAUAACUCUGAAACUAGAGUGAGACCUGAUAUUCCACAGAGAAAUGUCACACAUUUUUGUGGCACCAGCCUUUCGUCAAAAGUUUUGCUCAAAAAUGUGAUGGCUUCAUUUGAAUUCACUUCUGGAAAUGGGUAUAGACAAAGCAAAACUCGAUGCCCAUCAGAAUUAAACAAAUGGGAGUUUUCCAACAUUUUCUUCCUUAGUGUAAGAUAUUAUGCAUAUUUUCUGCAACCCAGACCUUUGAAAUAUGUCUUGUAAAGAAUGUGACGCAAAAUAUUGCCAAUCUCCAGACGAAAGUGCACCUUUAGAAUUACUAAUACAUAUGUGUAGUAAUGCUUUAAUCACUGUUUUUGAGAAAUGUAUAACCGAUAGAAUUGUUGAAUAAUGAAAGCCGGACGUUUUGCUCCAAAAGGUAACACCAUAGCCCGAGAAUGAUCACCAACAAAUACCCAAAUUGUUUCUAGGUUUAAUUUUGUGACUUGAGUAGGCAGUUAAGUUCAAAGAUUUAUAUUUUAGCUUUGAAUGUUGACGUGCAUUGAAAGCAAAUGCAUAUUUAUGUUUACAUCUCCCAUCCAAGAAGUAUGUGAUUGGCUGUGUAUGAACAACUUUGACUCAAAAAUGUAUCUGUAAUUAUAUUUAUGGUAGACUUGGAACAUAGGCCUAAUUGUUUUGUAAUUAUUUGGUUUGACGUUUUCCAUAUUUUGAGGGAUGUUGGAUGAUUUGCUGUUUAUUGCUGCAUUUCUAACAAAACCUUUUGAAAGUUGAAUGCCGUUUAAAAAGAAAAGAGAGAACAUAGUCCAGGUUAUAAAUGGAAUUGUUGGAGUAGGUCAUGAUUAUCUCAGAUGACGUCGAAAGCGCUACGCACAAUAAGAAACUUGAACAUUGAAUAGUCUGAACUUGUUACGGACAUAAUACAUAUUUCAUAAGAAGCAAUUUCAUUUUUUUUUAAGAAAUUACACUAGUAAAUGUACGAUAAUAAUAGAAGUAUAACAAUAAACAAUGAAGGUUAAUCAUUGA
Messenger RNA from Patiria miniata (bat star), 2713 nucleotides. Its product is annotated as GTP-binding protein Rheb-like. Gene Ontology annotation, molecular function: GTP binding; GDP binding; GTPase activity. Gene Ontology annotation, biological process: small GTPase-mediated signal transduction. Gene Ontology annotation, cellular component: plasma membrane. NCBI's taxonomy places the organism in Eukaryota, Metazoa, Echinodermata, Asteroidea, Valvatida, Asterinidae. The record is from RefSeq and is a predicted model, not a curated record. Bases 249 to 806 code for a protein of 185 amino acids. The transcript has 7 exons.